Molecule: messenger RNA, 1167 nt
Organism: Gasterosteus aculeatus aculeatus (three-spined stickleback)
Lineage: Eukaryota; Metazoa; Chordata; Actinopteri; Perciformes; Gasterosteidae
Gene: bcdin3d
Product: BCDIN3 domain containing
Biological process (GO): negative regulation of pre-miRNA processing
Cellular component (GO): cytoplasm
Molecular function (GO): RNA methyltransferase activity; O-methyltransferase activity
Source: RefSeq, a predicted model, not a curated record
CGUUUCCACUCGAGUGUAUUUUGGAGGCGCACACGCUACAAUGGCAACAUGCUCGAUAAGUAGCGCAGCUGACGAUGAAAUAAACGACCCGGGAGCAGCUCCGUACGGCAACUUCAUAAACUAUUACACCUUCAAUCCUCCGGAGAACCGCCUGAGCCUCAUUCCCUCCACUUUACUGCGGGAUUUAACGUCAGUUCACAGCGACGCACAGCAGAGCACUCUCAUCCUGGACGUCGGCUGUAAUUCAGGAGAGCUGAGUGUGGCCUUCUACAACCACGUGGUUCAGGAGCCCAAUGAGAGGAAAGUCCACCUGCUGGGCUUCGACCUGGAUCCGGUGCUCAUCCAGAGGGCUCAGCAGAACAACCCUCUGCCCGGCAACAUCUCCUUCCUCCCCCUGGACGUCACCAAGGACACGCGCCAGCUACAGGACCACCUCGACCGGUACGGCUGCUCCCGCUUCCACCUCACCCUGUGCCUGGCUGUCACCAUGUGGGUCCACCUGAACCACGGCGACGGCGGCCUGCUGCAGCUGCUCUCCCGCCUGGCCUCCAUCAGCCAGCACCUCCUGCUGGAGGCGCAGCCCUGGAAGUGCUACCGCUCUGCGGCCCGGCGGCUGAGGAAGCUGGGCCGCUCUGACUUUGACCACUUUAAGAGCCUGAGGAUCCGGGGGGACGUGGCGGAGCAGGUCAGGGAGCACCUGGAGGGACACUGCGGCAUGGAGCUCGUCCAGAGCUUCGGCAGCACCACCUGGGACCGCAAGCUGCUGCUUUUCAAGAGGAGGCGAGUCUGAGGGAGGAGGAACAAAAGACAUCUGCGUGGGGAAGGGGAGAGAGGAGAAGUAGAGUGGUUUAGAUGAUUCACAUUCAUUUGCAGGGAUUAUGACAGCGUGUGUAAAAGGAACUUCUCCAGUUGAAUGGCAAAAAGAUGGUUCCAGUUUUACGAAUGGAUCUUCUUGGUUAAAAUGAACAGAUUGUUUUGCAUUUGUGAAGAAUAUGUAUCACAGUUUACAGAGCAUUCAAAUAUCUUGUUUUAUCCACCUAACAAAGUUUAUAAAUCAUUUCUAAACAUAUCCUCAACACAUUGACGUAAAUAACUUGACUAGUUGUUGUAGAGGAAAGGACAAGUGAACAUUAAACCCUACAAAAGUUUUUGUUCUUUUCUAAAUCA